UCCAAUUAUGUCCAAAACGAACUCGAAUAAUACGACGUCGUACCUCGUACAUGCUUGGGGACAUUAUCGUCUAUUCCUCGUACGUUAUCCUCUCUGGCUCUCCCAGUCUCAGCUUGCCCUGCUCCUCGCCAGCAGCACUGUCACAAAAUACCACCAAAUUUCUAAUAACAAUCAAUUUCCCACAAACAAUGGCUCUUUCUAUAUCUUCCCUUACAUCAUCCCUUUCUUCCCUCUCAUUUUCCUCUCAAAUUUCCCGGAAUCCAAACAGUGUCUCAAUUCCCCAACCGCCAAAAUCCGUCCCCAUUUCUCUCUUCUCCAAAACCACCCGUUCCCUCUCCAUCUCCGCCACCGUUGCUGCCCCACCUGAAUCGGAACCGGUAGAGGACCUCAAGAAGUACGUUAAGUCCAGGCUACCCGGUGGGUUCGCGGCUCAGACUAUCAUAGGGACGGGACGCCGGAAAAGCGCCAUUGCUCGUGUGGUUCUCCAGGAAGGCACCGGAAAGUUCAUCAUCAACUACCGUGACGCCAGGGAGUAUCUGCAAGGGAAUCCGUUGUGGCUGCAGUACAUAAAAGUUCCAUUGGUGACAUUGGGGUACGAGACUAGUUACGAUGUAUUUGUCAAAGCUCAUGGGGGUGGCCUUUCGGGACAGGCUCAGGCAAUCUCCCUGGGCAUUGCCCGUGCAUUGCUCAAGGUGAGUGAGGACCAUCGCAGCCCGUUGAGGAAAGAAGGGCUUUUGACCAGGGAUUCCAGAGUCGUGGAGAGGAAGAAAGUUGGGCUCAAAAAGGCUCGUAAAGCUCCACAGUACUCCAAACGUUAAAAAAGGGUUUGGAAACUUGGAAUACACCAUUGUUUGUUGGUUUGUAGAAAAUCUUUGUCGUUGCCAUUUCUUUAAGCUUCUUGAUGAUCUGAUAUCUUACAUUUCCAAAUUGUCAGAACCCUUUUUGUAUGUAGAUCUGAUUCCCCAAUAACAUUCUCUUGCAUUUCAAGUCAGGAAUAUUGAUCUGUAGUUUCAAUCCC
Molecule: messenger RNA, 1018 nt
Organism: Theobroma cacao (cacao)
Lineage: Eukaryota; Viridiplantae; Streptophyta; Magnoliopsida; Malvales; Malvaceae
Gene: RPS9
Product: ribosomal protein S9
Biological process (GO): translation
Cellular component (GO): plastid small ribosomal subunit; ribosome
Molecular function (GO): structural constituent of ribosome; RNA binding
Source: RefSeq, a predicted model, not a curated record